AGGGACAGAUAUGCCUCCUUGUAUUUUCAUACUUCUACCUUCUUCUACCAUCGUUGUGGUCGCGUCACCUGUUAACAGAAUGUCUGAUUUAUACUUUGCACCAGUCACACAUCUGACCUCAUUUAUCUUUCUCUGAAAACUGAAAUAUUCCUCAACACAACUUGUAUAACUUGUAUCAUGACUAUAGCCUUCGUCCGCCUCAGACUGAUCAUCUCAUCGCCGGGGGCCACUGGCUCUCUGAGAAUGACGCCACCCUCCCUUAGAGUAGAGGUCACAUCCCAGAAGCUCGAGUCAUGAGGCUGCGCUGGAAGCAGUAGAGAGAACCCCCGGGUGCAAAUGUUAAGCAUUACUGUACGCUUCACCGAAAAAGAAGGAAAGUCAUUGGCUGUAAGUCUCCUCCUCCUCCGGGCUCUCCCAUUGCCCGGUGGACUCCUGACCUGGGACUGCUUCAUGCAGGAUCAACACACCUCAGUGUGCGGGGUGAACACCAGGACUGUUGCAGCUCAACAUGACGUCCAUGCCAGAUCUGAUCAGGAAGAAGAGAGACGGAGGAGCGCUGAGUGGAGAGGAGAUCCGAACCUUCAUCCGCUGCGUCACAGACAAAACAAUCGAGGAAUGUCAGACCGGGGCCAUGCUGAUGGCCAUCUGGCACAAGGGAAUGGUCCAAGAGGAGAUCCAGGCCCUGACCCGGGAGAUGAUGUCAUCGGGGGAAGUGAUGUCAUGGCCAGACGAGUGGGCGGGGCUGGUGGUUGACAAACACUCGACGGGAGGAGUUGGAGAUAAAGUCAGUCUGGUGUUAGCGCCCGCGCUCGCCGCCUGUGGCUGCAAGGUGCCCAUGAUCAGUGGGCGGGGCUUGGCUCACACGGGAGGGACUCUGGAUAAGCUGGAAUCGAUUCCAGGAUUCCAAGUCGACCAGCCGACGUCUAAGAUCCUGGAGAUCCUGCACUCUGUGGGCUGUUGCAUUGUGGGUCAGACGGAGUCGUUGGUUCCUGCGGAUGGAGUCCUGUAUGCUCGGCGGGACGUCACCAGCACCGUGGACAGCCCGCCCCUGAUUGCUGGAUCCAUCAUCUCAAAGAAAGGAGCCGAGUCGCUCAAUGCUCUGGUUCUGGAUGUGAAGUUUGGACGAGGUGCUCUCUGUAAAGACCUGGACAGCGCUAGAGAACUAGCACAGUUAUUAGUGAGCGUGGGGAAGGGCCUGGACAUGCCUACGGCCGCCGUCCUCAGCCGGAUGGACUCUGUGAUUGGUCGAUUUGUGGGCAACAGUCUGGAGGUGAUGGAGUCCCUGGAGACGCUGAAAGGGAGAGGCCCCGCCGACCUGAUGGAGCUGGUCACCACUCUGGGCGGCGUCUUGCUGCAGAUGACUGGCAUGGCGUCCGACGAAUUGGAUGGCAGAAGGCAGAUUUUUGAUGCUGUGAAUGGUGGAGCUGCGCUCGCCAAGUUCCAGGCCAUGAUGGAGGCUCAGGGCGUGGCCAGUGAGACGACUCUGAUGCUGUGCUCCGCCCAUGCGGAUUACCACACCGUCCUGGGGAAGUCCCAGCAUCAGAUGGAACUGGAGACGCUAGCAGAUGGUGUCGUCGUGGAUGUCUGCGGUUUGACGUUGGCUAAAGUUCUUAAUGAAUUGGGGGCGGGGCGAUCGACAGCAGAUGGACCUAUCAAUCACAGCGUGGGGGCGGAGCUACUGGUGUCGCUGGGUCAGAGGGUCAGCAAAGGUGAGUCCUGGCUACGGCUCCAAUACGAGUCUCCGCCUCCGAGUCCAGACCAGAUCAGUCGCCUGCAGAGCGCACUGGCUGUGGAAGAAUGUGGAAACUAUGAAGUGAAGGCUUUGGUGGUGGAAGUGUUGCUGCCUUAAUGACACGUCUUCAUACUUUUGUUCCGUCUGUCAAUUUUUGCUCGGUACGUUAUAAAAAUAAAAACAUUUGGCAGACUUUGUUUUUUUAA
Messenger RNA from Gasterosteus aculeatus aculeatus (three-spined stickleback), 1938 nucleotides. RefSeq names its product thymidine phosphorylase (gene tymp). Gene Ontology annotation, molecular function: pyrimidine-nucleoside phosphorylase activity; 1,4-alpha-oligoglucan phosphorylase activity. The record is from RefSeq and is a predicted model, not a curated record. Gene Ontology annotation, cellular component: cytosol. NCBI's taxonomy places the organism in Eukaryota, Metazoa, Chordata, Actinopteri, Perciformes, Gasterosteidae. Gene Ontology annotation, biological process: pyrimidine nucleoside metabolic process; pyrimidine nucleobase metabolic process.